UUUCGGAAAAGAUUCAUCUGUCGAGAGAAGUUCCCAUCUGUCGAGAGAAGCUGCUCAACUUUUCAACAGACGCAAAAACAACAAAAAAAUAAAGCUGCGCAUGUAUGUCGUCGCGCUGGCGUGGGCGUGCGUGACCUCUGCCUUAGCUGACCCCCGCGCUGACCCUCUGGCCGACCGCAACCCGCAGCCCACCAAGGUCGUCCUGGGUCAGUCAACCCCUGAGGAAGACAGCAAGACAGCCCACCUGACUGUACCAGGACCAGUAGGAGUUUCCCUUGGCGUGGGAGUGCCUGUCCCCCCCUUGCCAGUCGAGGUGCAUGUAACUCACCCCCCCUCUUCUCUUUUUCUCUCCCCCCCAGGCCCGUCUCGACCCGGAUGCGGAUCCAGCGAAAAGUAUUGUCUCAUCAAUAGCGAUUAUCCGUUGGAUAAAGUCAACGCCAUCAUUGACCGGUACUAUAACAAUGUGCUCCAUCUGUACAACGACCUGUACCGCUUCCCUCCCCACGACAUUAUGUACCACGACAACCGCACACAUGGAUACAGGCACGGCGGUCACUUCGUCUGCGAGAGCGCCGUGCAGUACGUGAGGCCUGGCUGGGCGCAGAACAUCCGCGGCGAGUGGGUGGCCGUAAUUAACACAGAUAAAUACCCUCAGUCUGUCCGCGUCGAAAGCUGCAAAUACCGGGGCAAGCGUUGCGAGUUCCUCCCUCCGUGCUACAAGUCGAAGUGCGUCCAGCGACACACCUACGUGAAGCUCCUGAGUGUCGACCCUUACCGCCCCGAGUACAAGCCGACGGUGGACGUCUUCGAGAUUCCUUCGGCGUGCUCCUGCUUCGUCGAGGAUUUCAUCUACUACUGAAGUGUUUUUGACUGAUUGGUUUAUCUGUCGGUGAGGCGUUCUGACUACGGUUUUGGAGGAGAGAUUCGUUUGGGGAUUUUGUUUACGAGUGAAGCGUUUCUUUGAGGGUUUUGUUUUGUAUUUCCGAAGCUUCUCGUUUAUUAGGACUUUAUCUGAUACUGAGGAGUUUAUCUUCUGGUGAAGAGUUUUGUUAAGGACUUCACUUAUUGCCGAAGCUUGUGUUAGCGAAGUGUUAGGCUAAAUUGGAGUGUAAUCUACUAUAGGUGAAACUUUCGUUGGGGAGUUUAAACUACUUCUGAAGCGAUUCGUUAAGCGUUUCCUCCUGAACCUCCUAAGGACUGAAGGAAUCUCUGAUGCUUUACGGUUUAAUUCAAGCUUUUGUUGUUGUCGUUCUGCCGGGAGGGUCGUUGUAGCUAUAUAUGUUGUUUGUUAUGGCUUCUGUUAGUAAAUAAUAGGUUCAGUUGGGAAGUUAUUUUUCGUUCUUUUAUGUAGCAUUAGAUUAAAUUG
Messenger RNA from Penaeus monodon (black tiger shrimp), 1366 nucleotides. RefSeq names its product neurotrophin 1-like. Gene Ontology annotation, biological process: central nervous system formation; regulation of Toll signaling pathway; innate immune response. The record is from RefSeq and is a predicted model, not a curated record. The coding region runs from base 101 to 859 and encodes 252 amino acids. NCBI's taxonomy places the organism in Eukaryota, Metazoa, Arthropoda, Malacostraca, Decapoda, Penaeidae. Gene Ontology annotation, cellular component: extracellular region. Gene Ontology annotation, molecular function: growth factor activity; Toll binding. The transcript has 7 exons.